This is a messenger RNA of Dictyostelium purpureum, 1194 nucleotides long. RefSeq lists its product as uncharacterized. The coding region runs from base 1 to 1194 and encodes 397 amino acids. The transcript is spliced from 2 exons. The record is from RefSeq and is a predicted model, not a curated record. Lineage: Eukaryota; Evosea; Eumycetozoa; Dictyosteliales; Dictyosteliaceae.
AUGUCUCAAAAUAAAAAUGAUAUCAUAAUAAUAGAUUCCGAUGAAGAGGAUCAUAAACCUACUACACCACUGCAGAAUAAUCAAAAAAGUAAUAAACCAGAUACAUUUAUAAAUAAUAGUAAUUACAAUAAUCGAAAAUAUACUAAUAAUAGCAAUAGCAAUAGCAAUAGCAAUAAAAAUAGUAAUAACAGUAUUGGAAAUAGCAGCAGUAGUAAAACAAAUAAUAGUAACUCUCCAAAAAAUAUUUCAAAAUCAAACUUACCCAAAUAUAAUAGCGAACAUAGAAGGAAAUUUUUAGCAGAGAUUCAUGAAAAAAGAUUGGGUAUUGGUAAAAGCAUUCAGUGUAUAGAGAUUGAUGAGGACUUUUUUAGUGACAACAAUAAUAUAGAUGAUAUAAAUAAUAAAUAUAUUGUAAAAGAGGAAAAUAGUAAUAUAAAUAAACCAGCCACAACAACAAAAACAUCAGCAUUACCAAUACCAACAACAACAACAACAACAACUACAACAACAAAUUUAAAUAAAAACAAUGUAAAUAAUUAUAGCACCAAUAACAAUGUAAAUAAAAGCACCACAAACACACCAUUCGAUUUUCAAGCAUCAUUAAAAUUAAGAAAAGAAAUUGAUUCAAUUCGAAACUCAAGACAUCAAAGCUAUAGAAAUAAUAAGCUUGGGCAAAAGAAAAUGUAUAGUUUAGAUGAUAUAGAACAGUUAAAAAAAGAUGAAAACAACCAAAGAAUCAUAGCAGCCUCAAUGGAUACUACCAUUAAACCGCCUUCACAUGGUGUGCAUACAAUUGAUAAUACUCUGCAACAUCCUGAAGCAAUAGGUAGAAAAGCACUAGAAUUAACAAAUACAUUUAGAAAAACUCUGAAUUUACCGCCAUUAUUAUGGAAUCAACCUGUUUAUUUAGUUGGUGUUGAACAUAGCAAAAAUAUGGGUGAAAAAAUAGAAGAGUUUGGGCAUGGAGGAUUUAAAGAAAGAGUAAAGAAAUUUCCAUUUAAGUUUAAAAGUGUUGGGGAAAAUGUGGCAUAUACAAACUCAAGCAAUGUUGCAGAGCACGCUGUAGAUGGUUGGAUCAACUCACCAGGUCAUAGAAAGAAUUUAGUUGGUAACUUUAAUGUAUGUUCUAUUGGAGUAUACAAAAACUCUGAAGGGUUUUGGUAUUUAACUCAACUAUUUGCUUUAUGCUCAUAA